Messenger RNA from Wyeomyia smithii (pitcher-plant mosquito), 1619 nucleotides. Its product is annotated as segmentation protein fushi tarazu. The transcript has 2 exons. Gene Ontology annotation, molecular function: RNA polymerase II cis-regulatory region sequence-specific DNA binding; DNA-binding transcription factor activity, RNA polymerase II-specific. Gene Ontology annotation, cellular component: nucleus. NCBI's taxonomy places the organism in Eukaryota, Metazoa, Arthropoda, Insecta, Diptera, Culicidae. Bases 130 to 1473 code for a protein of 447 amino acids. Gene Ontology annotation, biological process: negative regulation of transcription by RNA polymerase II; anterior/posterior pattern specification. The record is from RefSeq and is a predicted model, not a curated record.
AGGAAGUCACAGUUUUGCUUCGAUUGAUUUUGCAUUACUCCAUUACUAGGCCAGUGUGCUGCUGUUGAAAGAGUUAUUCCGUCCACUUAUUAAGUUUAAGGGAAGUACAAAGUGUGAACUAAGCUGAUAAUGAUGGCUGCGACCCACCCGCAACAUGUGGAGUACAGUGCAAAUUACUACAACGCGUAUUACGAUUAUGGUCAGUUUAACCAUCAGGACCAUUAUCAAACCGGUUAUCCGCACUUUCAAACGAACGUUCGCUAUGCAAGCAGUGCGGCUUUAUAUCUACCUCACGCAGAAGGACCCCACAACCAGUUGAAGCAGAAACAAUCGGAGGAAAACCAGUCCCAGGAUCAAACCGCAGCUCCAACACCUGCAGAAAAUCAACAAUCGUAUUAUUCAAAUGCACCGUCCUAUUACUCGAAUCAAUAUUACUGCCAGCAGCAGUUUAACAGUUAUCAUGAUUAUUACGCUUACCAACACGGAUAUCCUGCGCACGGGCUCGAAUCAGGGAUGACGAAGCCAGAGUCGACACCGGAAAGUAACAUCAAUCAUAUGUACAGCAACAACAACGGUGCGUAUCAGCAAACGGAGGAUUCUACGACAGCAUCCAACAACACAUACGCCAAACAGCCAGACUCACAAACCCAGAGCGAACAAUUUUCCUAUGGCAAAAAGCGCAAACUGGAUAGCAAUGCACCAAAGGAGGACUCGCCAGCGUUACGGGCGUUGCUCACCAAUCCAUCGAAAAAAUUAAAGUACACUCCCGGUUACACCUCAUGUGGCGUUAUUAACAUGAUGUCGCCCAUAAGCGAUCGAAUCGCACCGGAAAUAGUCCCGCCCUCGCCGAACAAGACCAAUGACAGUAUCGACAGUAUUCUAGAGUGUGCCAACAGUGGCUUCGAAACGAGUCUUCAGAAUGACAGUGUAGGUUUUUCGCUGAAUCAUCAUUAUUCCAACCCACCGACCGCAACCAGCUUCGAUGGUGUCAGCACUCCGCCAUUAUCGCCAAAGGAUCUGGAUAUCUCUCUGUCGAAGUCACCGUCCGCUGCAAACGAGAAGGACUUUUCCCACUUCGAUGGUACGACAAAAGAAUCAACCAAACGAACGCGGCAAUCCUACUCGCGCUAUCAAACAUUAGAACUGGAAAAGGAAUUCCAAUUCAAUCGAUAUCUGCAACGACGUCGACGCAUCGAAGUGGCCAACGCAUUGAAACUCACCGAGCGUCAGGUGAAAAUUUGGUUCCAGAACCGUCGUAUGAAAGCGAAAAAGGAUCAAUCAAUCGCUAGCCCCGACAGUGUUCUAUACGAGGAAGGUCAGCAACAUCACCCCCACCUCCACCGCCAACCAAGCUAUCAACCCCAAGGAGCGUCAUUAUCUUUUAUCGGUUACAAUCAACCCCCGAUGCAAAACUACGGCAGUUAUGAGGUGACUUCAUCGCACAACUUUCAGCCCUGUGGGAAAUCUGUCUGAUGUGAAAGACACACCAACCGAUCGGGGAAUAUCGGGUAGGGGAGGGGAAAAAAUCUCUGCAUUCGACUUUGAUGCGCAAUCCAGAGCAUUUAAACCAUCCUGAAAAGUACAACCAAGCACACGUGAUGCCUUAGCUGUUAAUCAAA